AUGGAUGCAGUCACCUCUCUCCAGUGUGUCUGUCCAGGUCCUGAUCCACUCUGGAGGUACCUCGCAGAGCAUGAUCCAAAGUACAAAGGGAAGAAGAAGCUCAAGAUCUCAGGCAGAGAGCUGGUGUCAGUCCCCCCACAGGUCUUUGGCUUGGACCAACUGCAGGUCCUGGAGAUGAGCCCAGAACGAGAGAGCUGCCUGAGGUACCGGAUGGAGCUGCUCCCCCAGGAGAUCAGCUGCCUGAGGAACCUCACCUGCCUCUACGUGGACUCCAACAACUUGAAGAAAAUCCCUGCUGAAAUUGGCACUUUGAGUUGCUUGGAGAGGCUCACUCUGAGCAACAACCACCUGAGCUCCCUGCCUGCAGAAAUAGGGGCACUUCAAAGGCUGCAUAGCCUCCACCUGGCCAACAACAGCCUGACUGAGCUGCCUGUACCCCUCUGCCAGCUGAGGAGCCUCACCUUUCUGGAUGUGAGUGACAACAAAAUAGGUACAAUCCCCUCCAGCAUUCGGCAUCUGGAGAAACUGGAAACAUUGCUAUUGCUUUUCAACUCACUGGAGAGCCUUCCUGAGGAUGUCUGUGUUUUAAGGAAUCUGCGCACACUUUGGUUGGGAAACAACCAGCUACAGUCCCUUCCAGCAGCCUUUGGGGAGCUGGUGAACCUGGACUGGGGAUACAACUACUGCUCAUGCAAUUUUGAGGGGAAUCCACUGGAGAGUCCUCCCCCUGAAGUCUGCAGCAGAGGCCCUGAAGGGAUCAGAGACUACUUCUUGUCACUUCAUAGGAUUCGGAGAGACUAA
Messenger RNA from Pipra filicauda (Wire-tailed manakin), 801 nucleotides. Its product is annotated as leucine-rich repeat-containing protein 30-like. Lineage: Eukaryota; Metazoa; Chordata; Aves; Passeriformes; Pipridae. The record is from RefSeq and is a predicted model, not a curated record. The transcript has a single exon. The coding region runs from base 1 to 801 and encodes 266 amino acids. Gene Ontology annotation, molecular function: protein binding.